Molecule: messenger RNA, 968 nt
Organism: Cherax quadricarinatus
Lineage: Eukaryota; Metazoa; Arthropoda; Malacostraca; Decapoda; Parastacidae
Source: RefSeq, a predicted model, not a curated record
CAUUUAAGACAAGUCAUAUUUCAGGUGGUUGAACUUCGUGCAGAACUGGAUGCCCGCAUGUUGAAUAGCAAGGGUCUGAAGUCACAGCUGAUUGCCCGCCUGACAAAGAUCUUGAAGAAUGAACAGGAAAAAGAGGAAUCUGAAAAGGCAGCAAGUGCAGAAAAUACUGAAACUGAUGAAGUAAAGAAAAAGGAAGAGGAAGAGAGGAAAAAAGAGGAAGAACGUAAAAGGAAAGAGGAGGAGGAGAGAAAGAAAGAGGAGGAAGAGAAAAAGAAAGCAGAGGAGCGAGAGAGAAACUUGCUUGAGAAGCGGUAUACUCUUCCUGACCAGCCAAUGAUUGUUGUCCAUCCGUCGCGCACGGCUAAAUCCGGUAAAUUUGACUGUACCACCAUGUCACUCUCCGUCUUACUGGAUUAUAGACAGGAGGAUAACAAAGAACAUUCAUUUGAAGUCAGUCUUUUUGCAGAAUUAUUCAAUGAAAUGCUAAUGAGAGAUUUUGCAUUCCGUAUCUACCGUGCCCUCUUCGAAUGUCCUGAGAAACCCGCGAAGGAAGAAAAGAAAGAAAAAGAUGAAAAGAAAGAUAAAGAUAAAGACAAAGAGAAGAGAGAGAAGGAGAAAAAAGAUGACAAAGAUGAAAAGGAAAAGAAAGAGAAAAAGAGAAGAAGGAUGAAGAAGAAGAAAAGGAAGAGAAAAUGGAUGAGGAUAAAGAUGGAGAGAAGAAAGACAAGAAAUUAUCUGAGAAAGAAGAGGUAAAAGAAGAAAAAGAGGAGAAGAAAGACGAAGACGAAGAAGACGAGGAAAUAGAAGAUGACGAUGAUGAGGAGAUUGAUGAUGAAGACUCCAAAGAUGAGGCCAUCAUUAGCAAAGGUGGAGACAUCAAAGAGAAAGAUGACCGCAAGGAUACCAAAGACGGAAAGAAGAAGGACGACAAGAAAGACCGAGAAAGAAGGGAAAAGAAAGAGAAGAAA